Galleria mellonella (greater wax moth) is the source of this 3776-nucleotide messenger RNA. It is a transcript of the gene Eif2g, whose product is annotated as eukaryotic translation initiation factor 2 subunit 3-like. The coding region runs from base 231 to 2018 and encodes 595 amino acids. Gene Ontology annotation, cellular component: eukaryotic translation initiation factor 2 complex; cytosol; nucleus. NCBI's taxonomy places the organism in Eukaryota, Metazoa, Arthropoda, Insecta, Lepidoptera, Pyralidae. Gene Ontology annotation, biological process: positive regulation of translational fidelity; formation of translation preinitiation complex. Gene Ontology annotation, molecular function: GTP binding; zinc ion binding; GTPase activity. The record is from RefSeq and is a predicted model, not a curated record. The transcript has 3 exons.
AGAUAUUGUCAUUAAUUUCUAAGUAGUCUGUGGUCACUAACGUCAUAAAAGUGAACGCGGCACGCAUGGAUGAAAUAAAGGAAGAUUUCUCAUCUUAGCACGCCAUUAAUAAUCUCUCAAUAUUGUAUUAUCAUACGUGUUAAAUCAAAACAUUGUCCAUAAUUAAGAUAAUACCACAGUAAUUACUUAUUUCUUUGUAGUUAAAACGAUAAUUUUAAACCAGCAAAACAAUGGCAUCGACAGAAGGUCGUGGAAUUCAGUCAAACUUACAUCAGCAAGAUUUAUCUAAAUUGGAUGUAACAAAACUUUCUGCCCUAUCGCCCGAAGUUAUUUCUAGACAAGCAACUAUCAACAUUGGCACUAUUGGCCAUGUAGCUCAUGGAAAAUCUACUGUAGUGAAGGCAAUUUCAGGAGUUCAGACAGUCAGAUUCAAAAAUGAACUGGAGAGAAACAUUACCAUUAAAUUAGAGCCCCUGUCCGAAUCGGUUGUGAGAAUGUAUCGUGAAAGGGCAGACGAGAAAGAUGAAAAAAUUUUUCAUGACAAAUUAAAAAGAUGUAAGAAAAGAAACUUAUCUAUUGAUUCUGAAGAAGAACAAAUUGUGUCUGUUGCCAAAAAACAAAAGAAAGGAAUAAAAACUCAAGAAUUCAUUAUUGAAAAAAUACUUGAUUUUAAGCAUGAAUCAGGAAAAAUCUAUUUUUUUGUAAAAUGGAAGGGAUGGCCCAAUAGUGAAAACACAUGGGAACCUAUUGAGCACCUUGAUAAUUGUCCUAAAGUAUUAAAUGAAUUUUUAGCAAAUGAAGAAUUAAAACACUGUAAUAAAAUAGAAGAACUAAAAAAUGAAAUUUCAUUUGGUAAUCUUUUGUCUAAUGAAGUUCUUCUUGAAAGGUUGGAUGAAGUGGAGGAAAUUGAUAUUACAAAUUUGAAAACUUCACUAAUAAUAAAAUUGUUGUCAAUGAUAUAUCUUCCAGAAAAAGAUGAAUGUUAUGCUUUUGAGCUUGUUCAAGAUGCUAGAAAUCUUUUACAAAUGUAUGUAUUAACAAGAAAAAGAUGUCGUCAAUUGAUGAAACUCAAAGAUUGGGAAGAACAUUUAAAUCAAGUAGAUAAAUCCAAAAAACUAACAGUUGAGAAUAAUGUAGAUCUGGAUGGUCCACCAGAGAAUUUCACAUAUAUUAAUCAGUCUAUACCUGGCUCUGGUGUUACUAUUCCUAAUGACCCACCAAUUGGUUGUGAAUGUUUAGCUUGUAAUUGCCGUUCUAAAUCAUGUUGUGGUAUGCAAGGAGGUAUAUUUGCUUAUACAGCAAAAAAACGAUUGCGGGUAGCACCUGGUACACCAAUAUAUGAAUGUAACAAAGCAUGCAAAUGCUCUUUAGAUUGUUGUAAUCGAGUUGUACAAAAUGGACGAAAUUUAAAACUUAGUAUCUUUCGUACAUCUAAUGGAUGUGGUUGGGGUGUAAAAACGGAUCAGACAAUAAAACAAGGCCAGUUUAUUUGUCAAUAUGUUGGAGAAGUUAUAACCUUCGAAGAAGCAGAAAAACGUGGCAGAGAGUAUGAUGCUAGAGGACUUACCUAUUUAUUUGAUCUAGACUUUAAUUCUGUUGAAAAUCCUUAUGUGGUAGAUGCAGCACAUUUGGGCAACGUUUCACACUUUAUCAAUCACUCUUGUGAACCAAAUUUGGGAGUAUGGGCUGUAUGGGCUGAUUGCCUUGAUCCCAACUUACCAAUGUUAGCAUUAUUUGCAACACGGGAUAUUGAUGCGGGUGAAGAACUUUGUUUUGACUACUUACAAAAAUCUUCAGAUAGUGAUGAUAAUGAAGCUAAUGUUUCAUCUCAAAAUCAGGUAGUAACAACAGAUGAUGAUGAAAUCAAUAUUCCAAAUGGUUCUGAAGGUGGUAUGGCUACAUCUCCAAUAUCACCUUUGAAGUCUAGAUUUGAAAUUCAGCAACAGAAUAUGGCUAUGCUUAGAAAUCGCACAGAAUGCAAAUGUGGAGCAGUAAAAUGUCGAAAGUACUUAUUUUAAAAAUAAUGCAAUCCUAUUAUCCUAUACUUAUUUUAAAAAUAAUUUUAUCCUUGUUUUCUUGGACUAUGUUUGCAAAUAUUAAUUGUUUGUAUUGAAUCUCUGUUUCAUUAUUAUUAUAAAUGAUGUAGUAUUUUUUUAAAAGCAAUUUUAAGUUUAUUUAAAUGAUUUGCUACAAAUAUGGAAAAUGAAGCUUGCACAAAUAGAAAAUAAGAUAAUGUAGUAAGUUGAUAAUUAGAAUUAAUGCAUUUUUUAAUAAUAAAUAAUGUGAGACCUCUUUGAUUGUUUAUAGGAGUAAUGUAUUAAAAUCUUGUUAAUUUUAAUCUUACUUUAGCCUAAUUACCAUUUCCAAGGAAAGAUUGAGAUGAAAUCAUUAUUGUUGGAUUUGAGUAGAAGCACAUUAUCAACUAUAUAUAUUUCAUCAAAAAGGACCACGAUUUUCUUAAAUUUGUUGUUAUAGUAACAGUUUAACUGUUUUUAUACUUUUUAUUUCUUUCUAUAACAUAUUUAAAUACACUAUCGGCACUUAAUGGAUGAAAGUUUAAAAUUAACUAAGUUAUAUAUAAUUUCUCUAUUAGUAUCAUAUAAUGUUAUAUAUUAUUUUUGAAUGAAUGCAGAAAUGACUGGGAAUAGAGAAGAAUGGAAGAGGAAAACAUAUUACGCCGACCCCAAAUAAUAAUUGGGAUAAGGGUAAGAAGAUGAUGAAUGUUAUAUAUUAUUAUUAAACAAACUUAACUGUUUCUGAAUACGCUUAGCCUACCUAUAUUUUUAAAACCCGAUAAAAUAUGAACCCUUAUGUAACACAUGGGUGUACAUAACUCAAAUUUGCCAAGUGUUUGUCUUUUUUCAUUGCCUAUGGUAUUGUUUUGUAUGUAAUACAGAUUUUUUAAAAAUUUCAAUACAAAGGGGACUACACGUCUAGACAAAUGGCAAGCAAAUUCAUCGAUGACGAAUCCGUGAGUUAGAAUGAGAUAGCAAUUUCGGAUGUCUUAAACCAAUUGAUGGACUCUCUUGCGAUAAUGAUUCCAUCAAUGAAUUAGCUUGCCACUUGUCUAAAAGAGUUAGUUAAUAUCAAAUACCUGUCGAAUUAAUAUUGUCUUUAAAAACAUAUGCCUUAUUGUAAAACUAAGUAAGUCUAUAUAUAAUUUCAAAAAUUUAAAUUCAUAAUGAAAUUUAUCCAUUAAAAUAAAUAUUUAAUACUUUAAUGGUGCUAAAUUUUGUGCCUUCAACUAACUCCAUGGACUGGAUAAUAUAAAUAAUAAUAUUAAUAGACAAUAUCACAUUCUAUUUAAAUUAUUCUAUGAAGUAUGUUAGUAAUAUUAAGGAUAUAAAAUUAUGUUGUCUAUAAGCUUUACUGUUGCACACAUAACUCACAGAUAAGUAAAUAUAAUAUCCAUAGGAAAACCAAAUUUGUUUUAUAUUAUUAAUGUACAAUGAUGUUUUAAAUUAAAUGUAUGGAAAGCUGUCAAUCAGUAUAAAUUACAACUUAUUAUUAGAAGUAUUUCAUUAUAAUAAUAAAAUCAUAGUUAAUGUAUAUUCCUAUGACAGUACAGUAUAAUGGGAAAACAAAAAUUUUAAAACUAGAAAUGAUCAUGGAUGAUCCAAGACCAUUCACCACUUUGAAUUGAUGAAUAGUUCACUACACUAUUUUCCUACCAGCUGAUGAAGCUUUCCUAAUAUACGAAUAUUGUCUAUGACGCUAUUUUACAUAAUUACUAUGUAUGUUGGAAUAAUUAAAAUUGCUAUAGAAACAACAUUGUU